Periconia digitata is the source of this 1166-nucleotide messenger RNA. Lineage: Eukaryota; Fungi; Ascomycota; Dothideomycetes; Pleosporales; Periconiaceae. The record is from the annotation of a GenBank genome assembly.
AUGUCUACGAAAGCUACUCAAUCUGAAGCCUGCUGCAACACGCCCGCCGUCGUGAGCAAAGGCUACGAGCCCAAAGGCAGCUACAUCACCGUAGACGGCCUCAAAACCUACGCCACAGGCUCCCAGUCCAAACGCGGCAUCCUCGUCAUCUACGACAUCUUCGGCUUCUUCCCGCAAACCCUGCAAGGCGCCGACAUCCUCUCCACCUCGUCCACCCAAGUCUUCAUCCCGGACUUCUUCGACGGCGCCGCCGCAGACAUCUCCUGGUACCCGCCCGACACCCCCGAGAAGGGCGAAAAGCUCGGCCACUUCUUCCAGACCAAAGCGCAGCCGCCCGCCGCCCUCGCCCGCCUCCCCAAGAUCCUAGACUCCCUGCAGGCCUCGCACGGCGUCGAGGAAUGGGCCGCCAUCGGCUACUGCUGGGGCGGCAAGAUUGUCAACCUGAGUAGUGCCAAGGAUACGCGCUUCAAAGUCGCCGCCGCCUGCCAUCCCGCUAUGGUCUCGCCUGAAGAUGCAGAGAACGUGUCCAUCCCUUAUGCCAUGCUGCCCAGCAAGGACGAGAGCAAAGACGAUGUCGACAAGUGGGAGCAGAAGAUCAAGACGGAGCACGUUGUUGAGUGGUUCCCUACGCAGGUCCAUGGAUGGAUGGCGGCGCGCGCGGAUCUGGAGGAUGACGAGGUGAAGAAGGAGUAUGAGAGGGGGUAUCAGUUGGUGCUGGAUUUCUUCGCUAAGCACUGGUGAGUGCUUUUUUUUUCGUUUCUUUCUCUUCUCGCCCAUCUGCCGUGUCGAUUGGUCCCGUCUUGGUGUCUGGUGGACAUUUUGAUGGACAAAGUGAGAAUGACACAGAGAGAAAGCAAAGCGUAGUUGGGGGGUUUGGAAAAAGACUCCUCCACACGCAGAGACCGUAGCCACCCCCCCCCCCCCCCCCCCCCCUCAUAAAAAAAACGAGAAUCCAAAAAUCAAAGCCUUUCUUUCACAAAUCAACCCAAAAAAACAAGACUGCGUAUACAUGAAUUAGAGUCUUUUGCCCACAUCUGACCUAUUAUUUCCCCCCACACAGGCCAACAAGUGCAAAGCUCUGAAUUGAUUUCAACAUGUGCAUCCUGGGGAGCGGGUUUGGAUAGUGUUGAAAAGAUGAGCCUGGGACUCAAUGAGUAGGUAAUAUC